This is a messenger RNA of Naegleria lovaniensis, 816 nucleotides long. RefSeq lists its product as uncharacterized. Lineage: Eukaryota; Heterolobosea; Eutetramitea; Acrasida; Naegleriidae. Bases 1 to 816 code for a protein of 271 amino acids. The record is from RefSeq and is a predicted model, not a curated record. The transcript has 5 exons.
AUGGAAGAACUUUUGGCAAGACGAAUUGCAUCACUUUCACUGAAUCAAACGCAAUUCAUUAGUGACAACUCGGAAUUAAAAAUUGCAUACUUUAUUGGAAGUUCAUUGGAUGGAAAGGAUAUCACAUGGAAGAAAUUUGUGGAAAAAUUAAAAGACAAUUUUUCGAUUGUUCAAGUGACAGGAGAAAUGAUUGUUAAUAAUUGUCUCAUUGAUGAUGAAUUUGAUGUAUUAUUUAUGCCUGGUGGAUACCCAUCAGAACAUUAUAAAUUAAUUGGUGAAGAGGAGGGCAAGAAAAAAGUGAAGGAAUUUUUGUCACUUCCAAAUAAGGGAUAUGUGGGAUCAUGUGCUGGAGCUUAUUGUGCUCUUGCUCAAAGUUCAGUUGAUGGCUUUGAGAAGCUUCAGGAAUUUGUUCCAAAAACAUUAGAUUUACUCGAGGGAGUAAUUGUCAAAGAUCGAGAACAUCAUAUUUGGAAACGAGGUUUUGGAACUAGUAAGGUGACACUCACUGAGCUAGGUCAGAAAUUUUUCAACGAUUCCAGAUCAGAAGUCAACAUGUUCUUUCGAAAUGGUCCAAUUCUUCACGUCACAGAUUCUUCAUUGUGUCAAGUCCUCGCAACCUAUUCAUGUGAGUUUUUGACACAAAAAGAAAUUCAACAAGGAUACAUGAUAGGCAGCGCGGCAGCAGUGUGUGGAAGAUUUCAAAAUGAUAAGGGUAGAAUUCUCUUGUUCUCAGCGCAUCCUGAAACCUCUGGUGAGGACAUGAAUGCUCUCUUGGUACAUUCGUUUAGGCAUGUCGUGAGUUUACAAAAAGUCUGA